Molecule: messenger RNA, 381 nt
Organism: Lactuca sativa (garden lettuce)
Lineage: Eukaryota; Viridiplantae; Streptophyta; Magnoliopsida; Asterales; Asteraceae
Source: RefSeq, a predicted model, not a curated record
AUGUUUAAUUCGUAUGUCUCCAAAAUUGAACCGAAAACAGUAAAUGUUGCUCUCGAUUAUUCUGAUUGGGUGCAAACUAUGCAAGACGAACUUCAUGAAUUUGAACGAAAUUGUGUUUGGAGGCUUAUUCCAACACCAAAGGAAGCAUGUGUAGUCGGUUUAAAAUGGGUUUUCAGGAACAAGUUAGAUAAAGAGGGUAACGUGAUUUGCAACAAAGCAAGGCAUGUGGUGAAAGGAUAUUGUCAGGAAGAAGGAAUAGAUGAUGAGGAAACCUUCUCUCCUGUAGCAAGGUUGGAAUCAGUAAGAAUUUUUCUGGCAUAUGCUGCACAUAAAUACUUUGAAGUUUUCUCAAUGGAUGUUAAAUGUGCUUUCUUAAAUUGA